CGCCUCUUCCCCUCCCCCCAGGUUCCUGCGCCCUUCUCCAACCGCCAACUGCCGUCUGCGCCUGAGGCCCGGCCUGCGCCCCAUCCCGCUCGCUCCACGCUGCGGCAGCCGGGGCGGCCCCAGGUGCGCGGCCCCCGCCAUCGUGCCCCGCCGCCCUGCGCCAUGGAGGAGGGCCCUCUGCCGGGCGAGCUGCCCAGCCCCGAGGAUGCGAUGGUGACGGAGCUCUUCAGCCCCGAGGGUCCGUUCGUUUCGGAGAACAUUGGCCUGAAGGCCCCCGUGAAGCACGAGGAGGACGAGUUCCACGUCUUCAAAGACAAGUACCCGGGCCCGGCGGACACCAAGGAACCCCUCCUAAACGCGUUCAACCCCGCGCUGGGCGCCGACUGCAAGGGCCAGGUCAAGGCGAAGCUCGCGGGGGGCGACAGCGACGGCGGGGAGCUUCUCGGGGAGUACCCCGGGAUCCCCGAGCUCAGCGCGCUGGAGGACGUCGCGCUUCUGCCGGACCCGCAGCCGCCCGCCAGCAACGUGCACUUCCUGUCCUCGCUGCUCCCCCCGCACCGCAGCCCGGCGGUGCUGCCCCUGGGCGCCUGGGUCCUGGAAGGAGCCGCCCACCCGGGCGUCCAGGUGAUCCCGGUUGAAAGCAAGGAAGCAGGUGGUACUAUUACAAGUAAUAAUCCAGAAGAAGCAACUUUCCAGAAUCUUCUUGCUCAGGAAUCCUGUUGCAAGUUCCCAUCGUCCCAGGAACUAGAGGACGCCUCCUGCUGUUCUCUUAAGAAAGAUUCCAACCCAAUGGUGAUAUGCCAAUUGAAAGGGGGCACGCAAAUGCUGUGUAUAGACAAUUCUGGAACAAGAGAACUAAAAGCACUCCAUUUGGUUCCUCAGUAUCAAGAUCAAAAUAAUUAUCUACAGUCAGAUGUCCCUAAACCAAUGACUGCUUUAGUAGGGAGAUUUUUGCCAGCAUCAACAAAAUUAAAUCUCAUUACACAACAACUUGAGGGAGCCUUACCAUCGGUAGUCAAUGGGUCUGCUUUCCCCUCGGGAUCAACUCUUCCAGGACCACCAAAAAUAGCUUUGGCUCGGUACUGUGACUGCUUUGCCAGUGGGGACUUUUGCAACAACUGCAAUUGUAAUAAUUGUUGCAACAACUUGCAUCAUGAAAUUGAACGGUUUAAAGCCAUUAAGGCAUGUCUUGGUAGAAAUCCAGAAGCUUUCCAGCCAAAAAUUGGGAAGGGCCAACUGGGCGAUGUCAAGCCCCGGCACAACAAAGGGUGCAGCUGCAGGAGGUCAGGCUGCCUGAAGAAUUACUGCGAGUGCUAUGAGGCCCAAAUUAUGUGUUCUUCUAUUUGCAAAUGCAUUGAUUGCAAAAAUUAUGAAGAAAGCCCAGAACGAAAGACACUAAUGAACAUGCCAAACUACAUGCAGACUGGAGGUUUGGAAGGCAGCCAUCAUCUGCCACCAGGACUUCCAAAAUUCAGUCAAGAUAGUACAACUUGUCUUUCAGAACCUCUUUCACAGCUCCAAGUGGCAUUGAAGGGGGAAGGCCGUCCUGACAGCAGGACCCCAAGGCUUGACAGGCGGCCUUCCUCAUGCAUCUCCUGGGAGGUGGUGGAGGCCACAUGCGCCUGCCUGCUGGCUCAGGGAGAAGAGGCCGAGAAAGAACACUGCUCCGAGUGCCUGGCAGAGCAGAUGAUCCUGGAGGAAUUUGGAAGGUGCUUAUCACAGAUUCUCCACACUGAGUUUAAAUCCAAGGGGUUGAAAAUGGAGUAGAGUAUAAAGUGUGAAUGCAUGUUGAUUUUCUCUUAGUCUAGAAAUCUCUAGUUUAGAAAGGUUGUUUAGGGGAACAUGAGGCCGGCUCUGCAGCAACAACCAGGCUCCCCUGCAUCCCUGGGCCCAGGGAGUUUACUCAGAGCUCUCUGAAGAUGUGGCAACCCAUGCCCCCUUUUCUGAGGAGGUGCGUGGCCUGAGCACUGUUUGUCUGGCCCAGAGGAGAGAGCUUGGGUUCCCGUAGUACUGGGAGAGCGUCUGCAGGGCAGCGGAGGGCAGGGCAGGGGAGGGUAGAGCAGGCCCUGUGGAGGGCAGAGCAGGCCCUGAGGAGAGCUCACUCUGGUCGACUCUUCCUCUCGGAGAAUGUUGCUCUGGAGGCUGCUCUGCAUAAAAACCCUAAUGGUUUCUUGUUUGUUUUUCAAAUUAUUUAGAAAUAAAUUCUCUAGAUGGGCUGUUAUGAUACCACUUAAAAUCUCUAGAGAACUACUGAACACCCAAAGAUUUUCUGUAGUGUAGACAUUUCCCCAGAGGCCUGCGAAACUGUCAGUCUUUCUAAGGCGCCCGGGAGACGCAGGCAAUGGGGCCUCGCAGGCCGGGCUUGCACCAGCAUGUCUUGAGUUAGCGGACUUAAAAUUAUCUAAUUUCUUCUGUGUUUCUACUUGAAUUGUGGAAAGCUCUAUUAUCCAAUUAACUUCUCCAUAAUUAUUGUUGUAAUAUUAUUAUUGUUUGUAAAAUAUGGUUCACAUAACUAGCUUGUGGAAACCAGCAGGUAAAAUGAAUUCUUAAGUUGACGUUUUUGGUUCUGUUGUAAAGCAAAAAUGAGUAAAAAUUUCCAAUGUCUUCAA
This is a messenger RNA of Symphalangus syndactylus (siamang), 2609 nucleotides long. It is a transcript of the gene TESMIN, whose product is annotated as testis expressed metallothionein like protein. The record is from RefSeq and is a predicted model, not a curated record. NCBI's taxonomy places the organism in Eukaryota, Metazoa, Chordata, Mammalia, Primates, Hylobatidae. Gene Ontology annotation, cellular component: nucleus. Gene Ontology annotation, biological process: regulation of DNA-templated transcription.